AUGCGUCUUUUCCUCUCUUUCGCUCUUCUCGUCAUCACGGCUGGCUUGCUUGCGCAGGCGUCGAGCUUGGCCGAUUUGGCAGCCAGGCAUGGCUAUCUCUGGGAUGGCGUGACCUUUCCGACCCCCAUCCCUCCUUACAUUGCCAACAACGGAACGACGGCGCUGGACGUGGCCAAAUGUCUGGAAGGCACGGGCCAGUACCACAUCGAUGUCGAAGAGGAAAUGUACAUCGUCAUGUACUUGGAAGAGUCGCACGAGGCCAACAUCGUCAACUGUCUCUUUCUCACCGCCGCCGGUAUGCGCGUCGCUCACCAACAUCGUGAUGACCUUGCCACACUGCCCACUGCACCUCACGAGCCGAGCAGCCAGGGAGUCACGUUUGGCCUCAACAUCGACCCGAACGCGGUGAUCCCUCCUACGUGUGCGCCGUCGGAUUUUCAGUCGGGGGCCCUAGCAACCAAUCAAACCAAGAUGGUGACUAGCGGCCCCAGUUCCUUUGGGUACAACGCACUCGCCUUUAAGGACGAUACCCAGUGCACGUAG
This is a messenger RNA of Moesziomyces aphidis, 543 nucleotides long. The record is from the annotation of a GenBank genome assembly. NCBI's taxonomy places the organism in Eukaryota, Fungi, Basidiomycota, Ustilaginomycetes, Ustilaginales, Ustilaginaceae.